AUGGAUCUUGUAGGUUUUUCUAUCAGGCUGCAAUUGUUCCUCAGCACAUGUCUGGGAUUGGAAUUUUUAGGUACACCAGGUCAGUGGGCACGCUACCUCCGCUGGGACGCCAGCACCCGCGGUGACCUCAGCUUCCAGUUUAAGACAGAGGCCUCAGAGGCGCUGCUGCUGUACUUUGAUGAUGGAGGUUACUGUGACUUUCUGCAGCUCUCGGUGGUGGAGGGACGGCUGCAGCUGCGCUUCAGCAUCGACUGUGCUGAGACCACCAUUGUGUCUGACAGACGAGUAGAUGAUGGCAGCUGGCACAUUGCCACCCUGAGCAGGUAUAACCUGCGCACAGUGUUGGUAUUGGACGGCCAGGCCAAAGCAGACGAAGUGCAGCCUCAGCGUCAGUUCAUGAAAAUAGUCAGCGACCUGUUCCUGGGUGGAGUGCCUCAGGAUAUCCGCAACGGUGCACUUACACUGCCUACAGUGCGAAACAUGCAGCCCUUCAGGGGAACAAUUACAGACCUCAAAUAUGGCAUCUCACAGCCCCUGUUCCUGGGAAGCCUUAAGGUGCCCCUGGAGUCCGAGGGGUGGUGCACCAUGAACCCGUGUGAGAAUGGUGGGACAUGCACAGUGGUGGAUGGAGAGCCGGUCUGUGACUGCUCCAAAACUGAGUACAAGGGCCGCUUCUGCAGUGAAGAGAUCAAUAAUAUAAAAGCCCUGCCACAUCUCAUUGUUGGAGAUGAGGGGAGGAGUGUGUCAAGAGAAGAGAAUGUGGCCACUUUCCGAGGCUCAGAGUACUUCUGCUACGAUCUCUCCCAGAACCCCAUCCAGAGCAGCAGCGACGAGAUUACGCUCUCCUUCAAGACGUGGCAGCGCAACGGCCUUAUCCUUCACACCGGCAAGUCAGCUGACUACGUCAACCUGGCACUGAAGGACGGAGCUGUCUCCCUGGUCAUCAACCUGGGAUCUGGGGCCUUUGAAGCCAUUGUGGAGCCAGUCAAUGGGAAGUUCAACGACAACUCGUGGCACGAUGUCAAAGUGACCCGCAACCUUCGGCAGCAAACAGGCAUCGGACUCGCUAUGGUGACAAUAUCUGUGGAUGGGAUUCUGACCACUACGGGUUACACCCAGGAAGACUACACCAUGUUGGGCUCUGAUGACUUCUUCUAUGUGGGUGGAAGUCCCAGCACAGCUGACCUGCCUGGAUCUCCAGUCAGCAAUAACUUCAUGGGCUGUCUGAAGGAGGUAGUGUAUAAGAACAAUGACAUCCGUCUUGAGUUGUCCCGUCUGGCUCGAAUCGUGGACCCUAAGAUGAAAAUCCAGGGCGAGGUGUUCUACAAGUGUGAGAAUGUGGCAACCCUGGAUCCGAUUUCUUUUGAGACUCCUGAGGCCUACAUCAGUCUCCCCAAGUGGAACACCAAGCGGAUGGGAUCCAUCUCCUUUGAUUUCCGCACAACCGAGCCCAAUGGCCUCAUCCUGUUCACCCAUGGCAAACCCCAAGAACGCAAAGAUGCCGCCCGCAGCCAGAAGAACACCAAGGUGGAUUUCUUUGCGGUCGAGCUGUUGGAUGGCAGUUUGUACCUGCUGUUGGACAUGGGCUCAGGGACUAUCAAGGUGAAGGCCACCCAGACAAAGGUGAACGAUGGGGCCUGGUAUCACGUGGACAUCCAGAGAGAUGGACGCUCAGGCACCAUCUCAGUGAACAGCAGAAGGACCCCGUUCACAGCCAGUGGUGAAAGUGAGAUUCUGGACCUGGAAGGUGACAUGUACUUGGGGGGGCUUCCAACUGACCGCACCAACCUCAUCCUGCCCACAGAACUCUGGACAGCAAUGCUCAACUAUGGCUACGUGGGCUGUAUCCGUGACCUUUUCAUUGACGGUCGAAGCAAGGACAUCCGUCAGAUUGCCGAAGCACAAAAUGGUGCUGGCAUCAAACCCUCAUGCAACAAACAACCAGGCAAGCAGUGUGAAAGCUACCCGUGCAAGAACCGCGGUGUCUGCAAAGAAGGCUGGAAUCGAUUCAUCUGCGACUGCACCGGCACCGGCUACUGGUCACGCACCUGUGAGAGAGAGGCUUCCAUCCUCUCCUAUGACGGCAGCAUGUACAUGAAGGUGGUGAUGCCGACCAUCAUGCACACUGAGGCGGAGGACGUCUCCCUGCGUUUUCGCUCCCAGCGGGCUUAUGGCCUCCUCAUGGCCACCACGUCCAGAGACUCAGCUGACACUCUCCGGCUGGAGCUGGAUGGGGGUCGCGUCAAACUCACGGUCAACCUAGACUGUAUCAGGAUAAACUGUAACUCCAGCAAGGGACCGGAGACCCUGUAUGCCGGGCAAAAGCUCAAUGAUAAUGAAUGGCAUACAGUGCGUGUGGUGCGUCGCGGCAAAACCUACAAGCUAACGGUUGACGAUGAUGUAGCAGAAGGCCAAAUGGUGGGCGAUCACACUCGUCUGGAGUUCCACAACAUCGAAACAGGCAUCAUGACAGAGCGCCGAUUUGUUUCCAGCAUCCCGUCCAGCUUCAUUGGACAUCUGCAGAGCCUUAGAUUUAACGGCAUGCUCUACAUUGACCUGUGCAAGAACGGUGAUAUCGAUUAUUGUGAGCUCAACGCUCGCUUUGGGGUUCGUUCCAUUAUUGCUGACCCUGUCACCUUUAAAUCCAAGAGCAGCUAUCUGAGCCUGGCCACUCUACAGGCCUACACGUCCAUGCACCUCUUCUUCCAAUUCAAGACCACCUCACCAGACGGCUUCAUACUCUUCAACUCUGGAGAUGGCAACGAUUUUAUCGCCGUAGAACUAGUUAAAGGAUACAUCCACUAUGUCUUUGACCUUGGAAAUGGACCCAACCUCAUCAAGGGGAAAAGUGAAAGGGCACUAAAUGACAACCAGUGGCACAAUGUGGCCAUCACCCGAGACAACAGCAAUACCCACACGCUAAAAGUAGACGCCACAGCCACUAGUCAGAGUAUCAAUGGGGCCAAGAACCUGGACCUGAAAGGUGAUCUGUUCAUCGCAGGACUUGGCCCAGGCAUGUAUGGCAACCUGCCUAAACUGGUGGCUUCCAGAGAAGGCUUCCAGGGCUGCUUGGCAUCGGUGGACCUCAAUGGUCGCCUGCCGGAUCUCCUCAAUGACGCCUUGUUUCGUAGCGGGCAGAUUGAGCGUGGAUGUGAAGGCCCCAGCACCACCUGUCAGGAGGACUCCUGUGCCAACAUGGGCAUUUGUAUCCAGCAGUGGGAGAACUACACCUGCGACUGCUCCAUGACCUCCUACACCGGCACACAGUGCAAUGACCCUGGGACGACGUACAUCUUCGGCAAAGGAGGAGGCCUCAUUACAUUCAAGUGGCCAGCAAAUGAGAGGCCGAGCACCAGGACGGACAGACUGACUGUGGGCUUCAGCACCUCCCUGAAGGACGGCAUCCUGGUCAGAAUAGACAGUGCUCCUGGUCUGGGGGACUAUCUCAUGCUGCACAUACAACAAGGCAAAAUUGGGGUGACAUUCAACAUUGGCACAGUGGAUAUUGGUGUGCAGGAAAGCAGUACCCCAGUGAAUGAUGGGAAGUAUCAUGUUGUUCGUUUCACCAGGAAUGGUGGCAACGCUACGCUACAGGUGGACAACUGGUCCAUCAAUGAACAUUUCCCAACAGGACGGCAGCUAACAAUUUUCAACACUCAAGCAACGGUCGCAAUUGGUGGUAGCGAUCGCGGCAGACCCUUUCAGGGUCAACUGUCGGGCCUUUAUUACAAUGGCCUUAAGGUGUUGAACAUGGCUGCUGAGGGCAACCCUAACAUCAAGAUUAAUGGCAGUGUGAGGUUGGUAGGUGAUGUGCCCAGUGUGGCAGGUUCAGCCAGGACCACAGCCAUGCCUCCAGAGAUGUCCACCACCUUUAUAGAAACUACUACCAUGAUGUCCACCACGACCACACGGAAACACAGAUCCUCCUCAACUGUACAGCAUACAGGAGAGGACAUGGUGUCAUCUGCAGAGUGUUCAAGCGAUGACGAAGACCUGGAGGAGUGUGAAAGCCAAGCAGGUGGGCUAGCACUCCCCACAGAGCCAGGCGUCAGGCGAGUUCCAGGGCCCUCGGAAGUGGUCCGUGAAUCUAGCAGCACCACCGGGAUGGUCAUCGGAAUAGUGGCGGCCGCUGCCCUGUGCAUCCUCAUCCUUCUGUAUGCCAUGUAUAAGUACAGGAACAGGGAUGAAGGCUCCUACCAGGUGGACGAGAGCAGGAACUACAUAACCAACUCAGCUGUGCAGAGCAAUGGCGCUGUCAUGAAGGACAAACAGCAGAGCUUGAAAGGCAGCAACAAGAGACAGAAAAAUAAGGAUAAGGAGUAUUAUGUGUGA
Stegastes partitus (bicolor damselfish) is the source of this 4332-nucleotide messenger RNA. RefSeq names its product neurexin 3a (gene nrxn3a). Lineage: Eukaryota; Metazoa; Chordata; Actinopteri; Pomacentridae. The coding region runs from base 1 to 4332 and encodes 1443 amino acids. The record is from RefSeq and is a predicted model, not a curated record. The transcript is spliced from 23 exons.